Benincasa hispida (wax gourd) is the source of this 2725-nucleotide messenger RNA. Lineage: Eukaryota; Viridiplantae; Streptophyta; Magnoliopsida; Cucurbitales; Cucurbitaceae. The record is from RefSeq and is a predicted model, not a curated record.
CACGAUUCACAUCACUGCUCAUUGCAUUAUCCCACCAAACUGAUGAGCGUUGACGAAGCUUCUUCUUCUUCUUCUUCUUCUUCUUCUUCUUCUUCUUCUUCUUCGUGAUUUCCAACCCUAACCUCUCUCCUAUCAGAUAGGGAAGAGUUGCAUCUUUAGGUGGGAUUUGACUUCCUGAAGGAUCCAAUUUCAGAAGGUAUUUUUAAGCUAGUGUGGUUCUGUAGACUUCUAUGGGGGAUUGGACGAUGGCUUUUUAUCCAAAGGGAGUACUUGAGGAUUAUCUUUUCAAGGCUGUUUUAGUUGGUGAUUUAGUUUGUGGGGAAAUCAAAAUUUCUUGCAAGAUUUACUAGAGACUACUCUACUCUAAUUUGAAGUCGACCACCUGAACUAUCUUUUAUUAAUGUUUAGUUCUUUUGGAAAAAUUGCUAAACGUACCAAAAAUCUUAGUUCAUUGGAACCUAAGAUUAUUACUCAUAUUGAGAACUCUUUCAAAGAAAGCUUUUUAGCUGGGAAUAUUGGAGAUGGUAGUGGUCCAACCAAGAUGAAUGUUGAAUCAGAGCUUGAAACUGAAUGGGAGAGUUUACUUGAACCUUUUGAUCUCACAAAGCUUAGGAAGUCUCGCAUUCUAAUUACUCCUGUUCAACUUUGUAAACUGCUUGAGCUUCCACUUGAUGUUCCCACAUUGUUGGAAAUAUUUGAACGGGUGGGUGGCCAGAAGGGCUAUUGCCAUACAUUUGAUGUAUACUAUGUGUUUAUAAAUAAGCUUGGGGAAAUUGGGGAGUUCAAGGUUAUAGAUAAACUGUUAAUGCAAAUGAAAGAAGAAGGAAUUUUUUUUCGAGAGUCCAUUUUCAUGAUAAUUAUGAAACAUUAUGGGAAAGCUGGACAACCUGGACAAGCAAUUAGAUUGCUCCUAGAUAUGAGGGCUGUCUAUUUAUGUGAACCAACUUUCGAAUCUUAUAAUGUAGUUUUGGAAAUACUUGUGACUGGUAAUUGCCCAAAAGUUGCUACAAAUGUUUUCUAUGACAUGUUGAGUAAGGGUGUCUCUCCCACUGUUUUUACUUUUGGCAUUGUGAUGAAAGCUUUUUGUAUGGUUAACGAGGUUGACUCUGCAUGCUCACUCCUUAGAGACAUGACAAAGCAUGGAUGUGUACCCAAUUCUAUAGUUUAUCAGACUUUAAUACAUGCAUUAUCCCAAAGAAACCAAGUUAGUGAAGCCUUAAAGCUUUUGGAAGAAAUGCUGGUUAUGGGAUGCAUGCCUGAUGUUCAAACCUUCAAUGAUGUUAUUCAUGGCCUCUGCAAAGUAAAUAAAAUUCAUGAUGCAACAAAAUUGGUCGAUCGAAUGCUUCUUCGAGGUUUUAACCCUGAUAGUAUGACAUAUGGUUUUCUGUUGCAUGGACUAUGUAGGAUUGGAAAACUCAAUGAAGCAAGAGCAUUAUUGAACAAAAUCCCUUGUCCAAACAAUGCUAUCAUUAAUACUUUAAUCAAUGGAUAUGUUAUGAGCGGACGACUUAAGGAAGCCCAAAGUUUACUUAAUGAGACUACGAUGAAUUUUGGUUUUCAGCCUGAUAUUUUUACAUACAACAUUUUGAUCCAUGGUCUCUGCAAAGAGGGGAGUUUUAGUUUUGCUCGUGAUUUGGUUAAUGAGAUGUCUAGGAGGGGUUGCAAGCCGAAUGUGAUCACAUAUGCAACAUUGGUUGAUGGGCUUUGUAAAGCAGGGCUUCUUGAAGAAGCUCGACUUGUUUUACAUGAGAUGUCAACAAGGGGAUUGACUAUAAAUUCAGUUAUAUACAAUUGUUUGAUAUGUGCUCUAUGUAGGAACGGGAAGGUUCAUGUUUCUUUAAAUCUGUUGAGUGAAAUGUCCAUGAAAGGGUGCAAGCCUGACUUAUUUACUUAUAAUUCUCUAAUCUAUGGAUUGUGCAAGGUUGAUAGGAUUGAUGAGGCCUUCAGGUUGUUUCAUAAUAUGUUAUUGGAUGGUGCAGUUGCCAACAAUGUGACUUACAAUACACUGAUUCAUGCACUUUUAAGGAGGGGUGCAUUCCAAAAAGCACUCACACUUGUUAAUGAUAUGUUGUUCAGAGGAUGCACCCUUGAUAAGAUUACUUACAAUGGUCUGAUAAAAGCAUUUUGCAAAGCUGGGAAUGUUGAAAAAGGAUUGGAAUUAUAUGAGCAAAUGAUAAUGGAUGGACUUAGUGUUGAUACUAUAUCGUGUAAUAUUCUGAUCAAUGGGCUCUGUAAAGUUGGAAAAGUGGACAACGCAUUUGAGUUUCUAAGAGAUGUAAUCAAUCAAGGUUUUGUGCCUGACAUAGUCACUUAUAACAGUGUUUUAAAUGGGCUUUGCAAGGUUGGACGUAUCAAGGAAGCUUUAAAUCUAUUUGAUAGAUUACAAGUUGAAGGUGUUCGCCCCGAUGCUUUUACCUAUAACACUUUUAUCAGUUGGCACUGCAAAGAAGGCAUGGUGAAUGAUGCUUGUUUAUUUUUUUAUAGAGGUGUAGAAAAUGGUUUUGUACCUAGUAAUGUGACUUGGAAUGUGCUGGUAUAUACUUUGGUAAAACAAAGUAACCAGGAGAAUUUGUUUUCUGGGUCAGAAGAGUUAUGGUGAUAAAAUGUAAUAGUGAAAUAAUUUUCACGUUAGAUGUUAUUAUGGUAAUUACUCUAAUCUUGUCAUUAUUAUGGUAAUUACUCUAAUCUUGUCAUUAUUAACGACUAAAGAAUGUAUUCUGAGAUA